AUGUCCGAUAUAACUCCAUUAUCAACAUCUUAUUCUUGCGAUUGCUUACAGCAAUGGAGCCAUUUAAAACAUUUUUUUCAAGACCUACAAUUAAGCUUAUGGAAUUCUCAUAUGAAAGAGAUUGAAGGAUAUUUUGGUACUGGUGUAGUUUCCUAUUUUAUAUUUUUACGUUGGCUAGUAUUCCUGAAUAUUCCCCUAUUUGUUCUACCGUUUUCAUUCGUCUUUAUACCCCAAUUGGCUUAUCAACAAAGCUCCAGUGGCACUGUUUUUGAAGCUAUCGAUUUUAUUACAGGAAGUGGCUGGUUUACAAAUACUGAAUUAUAUUAUGGCUACUAUACAAACAAUAGCAUUCCUUCGGCUAUUGGACCUGAUUACGAUAUGCCUAUUGCCUAUUUAUUUACAUUUGGAGGCUGUUUCAUACUUGGCAUCAUCAUCCUCUUGCUAUCGCUUUCUAAGGCAUAUACUCAAACUUAUCAAGAAGGUUCUGGCCGAUUCCGACGCUUCUCAAGUAAACUAUUUAGCUCUUGGCAUUAUGGAGUGAUAGAUCCUUCAACCGCUAUACUGAAGCAUAAAAGCAUUUUUACCGAGUUACAGGAAGUUUUAGCUGAUGUCAAGCGUCAAGGCUCAAAGAGUUCCGUCCGAAACCUAGUUAAAAAGUUUGGACUUCGAAUCAUAAGCAAUCUAGUAGCUUUAUUACUAGUAGCAGGAUCUGGAUACUUGGUUUACUAUGUUGCUAAUAUCGGAUAUAAUCAAAUUUUACAAUCUGUUAACGGAAAAGAAAUUACCGCGCUAGUUCAACUAGCAGUUCCAGCCACGAUAUCGUUAUUAAAUAAUGUGAUACCUUUUGGCUUUACUGUUAUUGCAUAUUUUGAAAAAUAUAGUAAGCCAAGGCAUGAAUUAGUUGCAACGGUCAUAAGAACGGUGUUACUGACUGGAACGAAUUUAGUCGUGAUGAUUGUAACAUUAAUGCGAAGAUUAACUUGCGAUUUUAAACAAUUUGAAAGUGCAAGUUGCAGAGGAACGUGUUGGGAGACUGUAUUAGGCCAGGAAUUCUACAGAUUAAUAUUAAUCGAUUUCGUCUUUUUAAUGCUAAAUCCUUUCUUCAAAGAAUUCUUAAGAAGAAUUAUAGGUCAAUAUCUACCAUGUUGCCAAAUUCUUGGCAAACCAGAGUUUAACGUUGCUUAUAAUGUUCUUGAAUUAGUUUACUCUCAGGCGUUGUGUUGGAUUGGAACAUUUUACGCUCCUAUGUUAGCUGUGUAUGCUGUGGUUAAAUUAAUCUUACUAUUUUACAUCAGAAAGAUAAGCUUAAUCAAUAACUGCCGCCCAUCAAUUAGACCUUACCGAACAGCCAAGAAUAAUGUCUUAUUCAGUUUUCUACUUUUUGUAACGUACAUGAUUUCAUUGUCAUUUAUCGUGGUGUGCGUAAUCAUGGUUCGACCAUCGAUAGAAUGUGGGCCAUUCAGAGGAAAAGUCCGUAUGUAUACAAUAGUAUCUGAGCUUGUUGCUAAAGCACCACCUGCAAGUAAAGAGAUACUUUCUUAUUUGACCUCGACAUGGCUAAUACUUGGUAUAAUAGCGUUGCUAGCGUUGUUUAUCUACUAUUUCCGAACGACUGCAAGAGCUCGUAAAGGAAUGAUUCGAGUUCUAAAUAGGCAAUUGGAAACGGAACGAACGGAUAAACGAUUCCUACUUGACUUUUUACAAAAUGCUGCAGAAGAUACAGAAAUGGACGAGGAAGAUGACGAUGUAUACGACGAGAACGAAAAUGUCCUAGAAGAUGUUAGUUUAGUAUCACAAGAUGACGGAUACGUGUAA
Messenger RNA from Trichoplax adhaerens, 1815 nucleotides. RefSeq lists its product as uncharacterized. Bases 1 to 1815 code for a protein of 604 amino acids. Gene Ontology annotation, molecular function: mechanosensitive monoatomic ion channel activity. The record is from RefSeq and is a predicted model, not a curated record. Gene Ontology annotation, cellular component: plasma membrane. NCBI's taxonomy places the organism in Eukaryota, Metazoa, Placozoa, Uniplacotomia, Trichoplacea, Trichoplacidae. The transcript has 15 exons.